GAAAGAUGGUCAUCAUAAGGAGGAGGAACGUGAAAGUGUUUACCUUCGCCUUUUUGCUCAUCACGAUAUCGUCAUUUCUGCUGAACUACACGCACCAGGUGACCACGACCACCUGGGACCCGAGACAUCUCAUCAUGCAGUUUUCAGAGCAAGUCCAGAAGCUCUUCAAGUACCCCAGAAGACCGUGCAGCUGUCGCACCUGCAUUUCUGAGCUGGGACAUUCCCUCUGGUUCGAUCAGAGAUUUAAUUCAACUAUGCAACCUUUCCUGACCUCACAAAAUGCCUUGAUCCCUGAAGACAGCUACAGGUGGUGGCUGAAAUUGCAAGGAGAGAAAACUCCGAAGAAUAUUAAUGCUACUCUCAAGGAAUUGUUUGAGAUCAUUCCCGGGGAUGGGGAUCCACUGCAGGAACGAGGCACUUACACGUGCAAACGGUGCGCCAUCGUGGGCAACUCUGGGAACCUUCGGCAGUCUCAAUAUGGCCAAGAUAUUGACUCCCAUGACUUUGUGCUCAGAAUGAACCGUGCCCCCACCACUGGCUAUGAAUCAGAUGUUGGGAGCAAGACCACUCACCACUUCAUUUACCCCGAGAGCUACAAAGAGCUGGCAGAAAACGUGAGCAUGAUCCUGAUCCCCUUCAAAACCCUGGACCUGCGCUGGGUUGUCACCGCUAUCACCACCGGCACCAUCAACUUCACAUAUGUUCCAGUUCCACGGAAAAUCAAAGUCAAAAGAGAAAAGAUCCUGGUUUAUAAUCCAGCUUUUAUGAAAUACGUCUAUGAAAACUGGCUCCAGCAUCAUGGGAGAUACCCCUCCACAGGCAUUCUGUCUUUGAUAUUUGCACUCCACGUAUGCGAUGAGGUGAAUGUGUAUGGUUUUGGAGCAAACAGCAAAGGACACUGGCAUCACUACUGGGAAAACAAUGCUUCAGCUGGAGCUUUCCGGAAGACAGGUGUCCAUGACGGGGAUUUUGAGUUCAAUGUAACUUUGACUCUAGCCUCCAUGGAAAAAAUAAAUUUUUUCAAGGGCAGAUGACCCUGGCCACGGGGAAAAGUGGGGGCUGCAAUUUCCGACACGCAGCAGAACAAAGCUCGGUGAAGAUGAUCUGGGCGGCGGCCAGGUUUGAAUGGGUGAAUCUGCGGUGGAUUCGGAGCGCCUCACUGCUGCCAUGCUUCCCGCAGGGAGCUCUGCCGAGGACCGGCUUCCACGCUGCGCGUGACUUACUGUCUACAGAUAGCUGGGGACUACCAAUCAGUUGUGGGAAUAAAUGAAUCUCUGCUUAGGCUCUACAGCUUGUUUUCUGAAUUACUGGUGAAAGAUCUGCUUGUUGCAGUUAGGGGAAACCUGGGCACAGGAACUGCUUUGUGUGUCCGUUCUUUCCCCGAGUAAGGCAGGACAUCCUUGAAGAAGGGUGAAAAGAGCUUCUGGGACUUGAGACACACUAGGGCAGCUGUGAACAUCAUAGUAAGGAUUACCUCAAAGAUAUGAAUUCACUUCUGCUGUUGAUCUUCUUUUUCAACUCUCUCUUCUGUUUCCUCUAUUACUUCUUGUUUCAUGCUUUAUUAAGCAAAAACGUGAUGAAGUUGCCUGGAAUAGUAAAUAUUU
Molecule: messenger RNA, 1604 nt
Organism: Eurypyga helias (sunbittern)
Lineage: Eukaryota; Metazoa; Chordata; Aves; Eurypygiformes; Eurypygidae
Gene: ST3GAL1
Product: ST3 beta-galactoside alpha-2,3-sialyltransferase 1
Exons: 6
Coding region: 6-1034 (342 amino acids)
Molecular function (GO): beta-galactoside (CMP) alpha-2,3-sialyltransferase activity
Source: RefSeq, a predicted model, not a curated record